CCACCAGUAAACCGUUUACUACACACCCACCUAAAAACCAUUUAGUAUUCCCAGAAAAAACACAUAUCAUAUCCUCAUUCUCUGCUACUACCUUGUACUACUUCAAACAUCAUGGAUAAGACUACUGCAGAGAUGAAGCGUGGGCAGACGGGAGAAGAAGAAGGCGAAAUUGAUAACCAAAAAUGGGUUUGUGAUUCUUCCCUUGAUCAUAAAGGCAGAGUUCCUCUUCGUGCCUCCACUGGUGUCUGGAAGGCCUCUCUUUUCAUCAUUGUGAUUGAAUUCGCGGAGCGUUUGAGUUAUUUCGGGAUAGCAUCAAGUUUGAUCAUAUACCUGACCAAGAUUAUCCAUCAAGAUCUGAAAACAGCAGCCAAGAAUGUGAAUUAUUGGACCGGUGUUACCACUCUGAUGCCUCUGUUUGGAGGGUUCUUAGCUGAUGCAUGCUUAGGCCGAUUCUCGACUGUUCUUGCUUCCUCCAUUGUCUACCUCCUGGGCUUGCUUCUUUUGACAAUGUCAAGGGUAAUCCCAAGCUUGAAGCCAUGUGAAGGUGAUGUUUGUGGUGGACGAGGAAAGGUGCACGAAACCGUAUUCUUCCUGGCGAUUUACUUGAUAUCAGUUGGGACAGGAGGGCACAAGCCAUCACUGGAGAGCUUUGGAGCUGAUCAGUUUGAUGAUGAUCACGCGGAAGAGAGAAAGAAGAAAAUGUCUUUCUUCAAUUGGUGGAACUUUGGGCUGUGCUCGGGCUUAUUGAUUGGUGUGACGUUGAUAGUUUACGUGCAAGAUCAUGUUAGCUGGGCUUUAGCAGACGUGAUUCUCAGUGGUGUAAUGGGGUUUAGUAUAGUGAUCUUCUGUGUUGGCAGGCCGGUUUACCGGUUCAGGAAGGCUGCUGGGAGCCCCUUCACGCCAUUGUUGCAGGUGCUUGUAGCUGCGAUUAGAAAGAGGAAUCUUGAUUGCCCUUCUAAUCCUGGUCAGUUAUAUGAAGUCCCCAAAUCAGAAUAUGCCCGGGGGAGGCUUCUCUGUCACACCAGAAAACUCAAGUUUUUUGACAAAGCUGCAAUUGUAGAAGAGAAAGGUGGGAAUUCAUCUAAUCCAUGGCGGCUAGCAACCGUGACGAAAGUGGAGGAGAUGAAGCUGGUGAUCAAUAUGGUUCCCAUUUGGCUAACCACUCUGCCGUUUGGUAUGUGCGUGGCUCAAGGCGCGACGUUCUUCAUCAAGCAAGGUGCGACGUUGGACCGGAAGAUCAUCAACGGCUUCGAGAUCCCGCCGGCGACGAUUUACUCGCUGGCAGCCAUCGGAAUGAUCGUUUCCGUCACAAUCUACGACAGAAUCCUCGUACCCGUACUGAGAAAAGCGACGGGGAACGAGCGGGGGCUCACCAUCCUCCAGAGAAUCGGGAUCGGGAUGAUAUUCUCCGUCACCACCAUGGCCGUCGCGGCACUGGUGGAAAAAAAGAGACUAAAUUUCGUCCAAGAAAACACAACCUCGGACUCCAUGAGCGUCUUCUGGCUGGCGCCGCAGUUUCUGAUCAUCGGAAUCGGAGACGGGUUCACGCUGGUGGGGUUACAAGAGUACUUCUACGACCAAGUCCCGGACUCUAUGCGAAGCCUGGGCAUUGCGUUCUAUCUCAGCGUCAGUGGGGCGGCGAAUUUCCUCAGCAGCCUGCUGAUCACGGCGGUGGACCGCGCCACGGCGAGGAGUGGGCGGAGCUGGUUCGGGAAGGACCUGAACAGUAGCCGGCUGGACUACUUUUACUGGCUGUUGGGAGGCAUCACGGCGGCGAAUUUGUGCGUUUACGUGUUGGUGGCGAGGAAUUAUACUUACAAGAAUGUGCAGAGCAAGACGACAAUGGCGGUGGCCGAUUGCGAUGAUGAUGGUGGCCGUGACGCAAUGGUCUAACUUAAUCACUUCAUAAUAAAAAAUCCUUAGCUUACUUAUAUUGUAUUGAGUAUAUAUAUAAUUGUAUGGGGUGUUAGCUUUCUCUAAAAUUAAAUCAAAUCUCAGAAGCUCCUGUAUUUAGCAUGGUUAGUUCUUGGAUUAAUUAAAAGGUCAUAAUUAGAGG
Messenger RNA from Ipomoea nil (Japanese morning glory), 2056 nucleotides. Its product is annotated as protein NRT1/ PTR FAMILY 5.6-like. The record is from RefSeq and is a predicted model, not a curated record. The transcript has 4 exons. Lineage: Eukaryota; Viridiplantae; Streptophyta; Magnoliopsida; Solanales; Convolvulaceae. Gene Ontology annotation, molecular function: dipeptide transmembrane transporter activity; tripeptide transmembrane transporter activity. Gene Ontology annotation, biological process: transmembrane transport; dipeptide transport. Gene Ontology annotation, cellular component: membrane. The coding region runs from base 112 to 1893 and encodes 593 amino acids.